AUGCUAUAGUGCUAUAAAUUCAGAUCUUCGGAAAUUUGUAUGCAUAUAGCUUUAAAGAUGAAAGCUGAGAAACUAAGUUGUGUAGAAACGGAUGAACGGACAAACGCCUGAUGGCUGUUGAUAAGAUCAAGAAAAUAUAUACUUAUAUGUGCCCUCUCGUGUUUUCUCUUGUUGUUAAUAUGAACAACAGCAUGAUAAGCUGGAUUAUAAAGCCGAGACUCAGAAUCAAUAGACAAGCACUCUCACAAUGAACACCGCAGUAACCGGAGUUCCAGUAUUCGUUGUAAUUACUCUGAUGCUCCAGCUUUUACAACCCGGAUGCAGUCAAUUUCUCGAUCCAGCCUGCGGAAUCCGAACCAACUCGACUGCGAGUCCCUGGAUAGUUUUUCUGCACUCAACUACAGAUAAAUUUGUGUGCAGUGGAUCCCUCAUCACAAACAAACUAGUACUCACUGCAGCUCAUUGCCUCAUUGCUAAGCCACUGAUAGCCAGGCUGGGGAAGUAUAAAAGAACAAGCAGCGAAGAAUGCACCGGAUAUCACUGCAAUUUUCGAGAAGAGCACACGGUGGAUGCAGCCUUCAAGCUCAAAUUGUAUGAUGAAGGUUCACUUGCUAAUGACAUUGCCAUUCUGCGACUGGCCAAACGCGUUGUGUACGCAGACAACAUCAGGCCCAUUUGCGUUGUGUGGAAUGCUAGGUGGAGGCAGUACAUCGACAAUAUAUAUUUGCUAACUAGUACUAGGCUGGAAAAGUCCAAACUAGAGAGUGGCAGUGAUGCUCUUGGGACACUGGACAUUUAUCGCCAGCAACCAGAAGUGUGCGCUAAAUUCAACGGCUUAAACAUCUCUAGCAACCAAUUCUGCGCAGGCAACUGGGACAGUAAUCUCUGCGACGGCGGUUUCGGUAGUCCAUUGGGAGCAACGAUCACAUAUAAGAACACACAGCGAUUUGUCCAAAUCGGAAUAGCCAGCUAUACAAACGUAAAUUGCGAAAAGGCUGUUGUUUUCACGGACGUUCUGAGCCAUGUCGACUUUAUUCGUCGAGUGUGGAGGAUGCACGGCAGUGGUCAAAGGUUACCGAUCCUAAAGAAACUUAAAACGACCAACCGUGCCCAGGACUACGAUUCCGAUACAAAUGAUGGUUCGUAUUCCGAAUGGAACUAUAGUCCCGAAGGGUUUUUGGAGAGAUCCUAGUAAGAGUUUUCAGGAUAUUUCAAAUAGAUUUGAAUUAUAUGUAAUAAAUAAAGAAUGCAUAUUCAUAUAUAAAG
Messenger RNA from Drosophila yakuba, 1266 nucleotides. Its product is annotated as CLIP domain-containing serine protease B15. The transcript is spliced from 4 exons. Gene Ontology annotation, biological process: proteolysis. The record is from RefSeq and is a predicted model, not a curated record. NCBI's taxonomy places the organism in Eukaryota, Metazoa, Arthropoda, Insecta, Diptera, Drosophilidae. Bases 248 to 1192 code for a protein of 314 amino acids. Gene Ontology annotation, molecular function: serine-type endopeptidase activity.